GUGAGUCUCAGUUCAGGAGAACGAGGCACAGCCGGAGAACCAUGAGGUCAAUCAGAUGGUGGGUGGAGCCAAAUAUCAGCUUUACAAAUCUACCUGUGGCUCAGCAGCUCAGGAGCUGUACUGGGACCAGUUUGAAGACCAGAAACCAGACCAGACUGAAGUCCAGGAACCUGCAGACGUCCUCCAGCAGAAGCAGUCCUUCAAUGAGCCGUUUUCCUGGAGGUUUCCUGAUCCUCCACCUGAGGACGAGCCACAGUACCCCCCAGAGUUUGAGCUGAAGAUUCCCACCGCUGCCAACAGCGUCAGCGCCGUCUGUGGGGAGAGCUCUGUGCGCGUGGAGGCCAAAAAGGACCUGCUGGGGAUCGGGAAACCUGUCCAGGCUGCAGAGGUGACGCUGGGAGGAUGUCCGGCCACAGAGGAGGACACUGAAGCUCAGGUCCUGAUCUUUGAGGCGGAGCUGCACGGCUGUGGGAGCCAGCUGCAGAUGACCGAGGACUCGUUCGUCUACAUCUUCACACUACUCUACACCCCGACUCCACUGGGAGACUCUCAGAUCCUCCGAACCAGAGACGUCUCAGUCAGCAUCCAGUGUCACUACCAGAGGGAGCACAACGUGAGCAGCGAUGUGUUGAAGCCAACCUGGACUCCAUUCAGCAUCAAGAAAGCUGCAGAGGAAAACCUCUACUUCUCCUUCAGACUCAUGACUGAUGACUGGCAGUUCCCUCGUCCAUCCACUCAGUUUUUUCUUGGAGACAUGAUGAGGUUUGAAGUUUCAGUCAAGCAGUUCCACCACGCUCCUCUCAGAGUGAUGGUGGACAGCUGCGUGGCCACUGUCGCCCCAAGCAUCGACACCGUCCCUCGAUACGCCUUCUUGGGAAAUAGCGGGUGCCUGUUUGACAGCCAGCUAACAGGCUCCCACUCUCGGUUCCUCCCUCGCUCUCAGGACGACAGACUGCAGUUUGAGUUGGAGGCGUUCAGGUUCCAGCAGGACGACAGCGGCGUGAUCUACAUCACCUGCAGUCUGAGAGCCACAGCAGCGUCUGCAGCUGCUCGUGCCACGAACAAAGCCUGUUCUUUCUCCAACGGGUGGAGGGAGGCCGGUGGCAGACAUGACGUCUGUGCGUGCUGCGAUUCAGACUGUGGAACAGGAAGUCAGAGUCACUUCACAGGAACAGGAGCUCAGUGGGAACAGGAAACAGCUGUUGGUCCGAUCAAAGUGGAGGAGAGGCCUCUACAGUGAAAAAACGCUACAUUAUUUUCUUUUUUCUUUUUUUGGUGAAAUUAAAGCCCUCAUACCUACAUGA
Molecule: messenger RNA, 1304 nt
Organism: Cheilinus undulatus (humphead wrasse)
Lineage: Eukaryota; Metazoa; Chordata; Actinopteri; Labriformes; Labridae
Product: zona pellucida sperm-binding protein 3-like
Exons: 10
Coding region: 56-1240 (394 amino acids)
Biological process (GO): egg coat formation; binding of sperm to zona pellucida; positive regulation of acrosome reaction
Cellular component (GO): extracellular matrix
Molecular function (GO): acrosin binding
Source: RefSeq, a predicted model, not a curated record